UUUCUACGGUUACGAUUAUUUCCAUUACAAUUACAAAUCAAAAUAUUCUCUAAAAAUAGGUGCACUCACAUCUGAGAAUUUUCAUGCAUUCUCCCAAUAUAAAAAUCCCAACACGCUGCCGCAUAACGCAGAAGAAAAGAGUAAUUCCCACGAAUUGAAUUGAAUUGAAUUGAAUUGAGGGCACCCCAAAAUACAAACAAUCAAUUUCAUAUCAUCGUUGACAGGAGCAAUGUUCAAAGAUAGAUUCAAAGGGCGAGGGGCGGGCAGAGGAGGACCUGGCCGGAUGGUGCCGCCAUCGAGGGCAGUUGUGCCCAUUGGCCCGAGAAAUCCUCGCGCAGGCUUCCCUUCAUCUCGACCUCUCAAUGGCAAUGGCGGCGGUGGUAGUGGCAAUGGGAAGGCCACUCCUCCUCCUCCUCUCCCUACUGGUGGUGGCACGGAAGAAAACUUCAUCCUUAAGCCAGGAAGGGGACUGCCAUUUGCGAUGAUUAUAAAGCUGAUUCCAGGCCUUGUGGAAGAUGUCAAGCGCGCUCAGGCCCAGGGCUCCAAGGUCCAAAUCAAAUUCGGACCCCAAGCCAACAAUUCCUCAGGAAAUAUUAUUGAUGUGGGUGGCAAAGAAUUUAGAUUCACAUGGGCACAAGAGCCAGGUAAUUUGUUGUGUGACAUAUAUGAAGAACAACAAAGUGGUGAGGAUGGGAAUGGUGUACUUGUUGAAUCUGGUUCUUCUUGGCGCAAACUAACUGUCCAACGCAUCCUCAAUGAAUCUGCAAGAGAUCGUGUGAAAAUGAGUUCAGCAGAGGCAGAGCGCCAACAGAAAUCAAGAAAGGCAAUAAUAUUGGAUCAUGGAAAUCCUGUGGUGAAAAAUCAAACAAAGCCUGUGGUAAACACAUCAAACGAUUCCAAUGCACGUAAGCUACUGCUGAAAACUAAGAAAGAGCCUCCGCCUAAAAAACGGAAGAUUGAAGGAAGUUCAGCUGCAGCUUCAAUGGCUUCUGAUGCAGUUGCUAAGCCAGCUGCUUCUCAAUCUAUCCUUACUGCUGCUGAGAACAUUAAAUCUGCCAAUUCACCUGUUCCAUCUCAAUCUGAGCAGCUAGUUACUCUACCACAACCUACAUUAAUGCAGAAACCUGCCGGUGGGCACUCUUCAAAGGGGCUUUCUGUUACAGAUGAAGCUGUUACUCAUCACCAUUCCAGUAAGCCAGAUGUUGGCAAACGUAAAGAUAAGGCCCCAGAUAUGGCCUCAACACCAAUCUCUGAAGCUGGGAACCAGAAAUCUGUUGCAGGGCUUACAACAGCAGAGUUGCGCAACCUUUUAAUUACACAACUUACAGAAAAUCCUAAGGGAUUGACAAUAAAGGCUAUUGAGAAAGCAAUUGGAGUCCCUGGAAAAAGGAUUGAGCCACUGAUUAAGACUAUUGCCACAUACCAGGCUCCAGGUAGAUACAUUUUGAAGCCAGGGGCGGAGAAAGAAAGCUCUAUGAGACUCUCACCUGGGAAUAGGAGCUCUCCUGAAUGCCAUCCUAACGAGUCUCCAAUUGUGGACUCAUCACCGAUGUCAGAAAAAGCUGGACAGCCAAGUGACGAACAGCGGAUGCAUUCUACUCCAACACAGGAUUCAUACUUGAAUAUUGUUGAUGAAAUACAUGAGCAUCUGCAUGAAUCUCCAGGUCCAGCUGCCAAUCAGAAGAACACAAUUAAUAGUGAUGGUAGUGGUUCCAGCAGUUCAAGUGAUAGUGGAAGUGACAGUGAGAGUGACACUGGAAGCAGUGAUAGUGGAAGUGAUAGUGGCAGUAGCAGUGAUACUGAGAGUGAGGCUAGUUCUAGCAACAAUGAAGGGUCUGAUGAGCAUGUGGACAUAAUGAGUGAUGAUGAUAAGUCUAUCAAUGAAGAAGAAAUAGAGCAAAAACUCAAAGAUUCCAAGCGAACCCCAUCACAAGUUGACGGAGAUGGUUCUGGUGAAAGCUACGAGCAAAAGGGCAUAGAAAAAGAAAAGGAUGAUGAUAAACUUCCAAUUUCUUCUAGGAACUCAGAAGAUGUUGAUAUUUGUGAUGAUAUAGGUGAGGGUGAAGCUAUCAGCAAUAUUGCCAAGCAUUAUGUUGGGAAUUUAACAUCUGAUGCUGAGGAUGACACUGAAAUGGCCGUAGAUGUUGAUGUGAUCAAUUGUGAGGGUGAAAUCAGAACACCUGAAGAAAAAACAACUAUUUUUACAAAGAAUGGUAAAGAAGAAAAUAAUCAUAGCCCCAAUGCCACUGGUGGAUUCCUUCACACACCUGACGACAGGAAAAUUGAAUCAAAGAAGAACCAAAUUGAGGAAAGUCUACAUAAGACUGAAAGGUUGCAUAAAAGAAUUCCUAAGCAAGGACAUGGUAGGAAACAAGGUCAAAGUGGAUCUGAUAAAGAUAGGUAUAAACAGGAAAAUAGAGCACAAAUAGAAAAGAAAGAGGAGCUGGAUCCAGAUAUAAAAAAAAUUAGAGAUUUGGCAUCUCAAUCCUGCUUUGAAUCUCCAGCUAGGCCUGAAAUUAGCCCUAGUAUAAAAGAUUUUGAGGCAAGACAGGUUUCAAAAGAAAUUAAUAAAUCGAGGUUCACAGACACCAUUUCUGAGAGAUCCAUUGAAAAUGCAACCCAUCUUGGAAGGUCUGGAGGUCAGUCUAGUGCAGCUAGCCAGAUUGCUCCGACAAAAGAUUUGGAUGAUGAAAGACUCGACCAAUAUUCUGAUGGGCAGCAGUCAUAUCAGAGGUACUCUGAUCCUGAUUCAAGAUCAAAGGCUCCAGAUGUAAUGCAGAGGCCUGGAACGUAUAUGGAUCAUAAAAUUAAGCCACACAACAGAGCAUCAAGAAUAGCUAAUGAAAGUGAUGUUUCGGCUGCCAAAAGCUCAGUUUUUGAAGAAAAAAAGUCCAAGCAUGAAGCAGCUUUAAGGACUGCAUCUGAGGAUUUUGAAUUGACUAAAGAUAAAUCCAACCAUUCCUCUAAAAUUUCAAAGGAAAUUGAAAAUGCAGAGAAAUACUCCAGGAUCUCUGAGUCACAAUGUAAAAGAGCUGGAGAUCAGAGUGGGUGGCAAUCAAGAGAUGUAGGACCAUCAGGGCAAUUAUUGAUGGUCAAUGCGCCAAAGGACACCAAGAAAACUGAGUUUGACAAGUAUCAAUUACCUUCUGGUAGGGAGAGUGUCCUGAAAAGAGAGUAUUCAGAUUUGGAGUUGGGAGAGUUCAGAGAACCCUUGUCUGAAGAAGAACCUCAAGAAUUGAAAGCUAGACUUGAUAAAUUACAAGCUGGUAGAGGUCCUAUAGAUACUAAAGUAAAGAAUGGAGGUAAAAGGAGAAGUGUAAGUCCUAACAUUACCAAGGGGCGUGUCAUUGGAAAAGAAGCUCCUGAAUCAAAAAAAUCAUCAACUUCUGAGCCAAUUGAUGACUUCAGUAAACAUGAUGGACGGACGGGAAUACCCAAUUUGAUAAGGCCUUCUAAGAAAUCUCGAAAAUCCCCACCUUCAGAGCAUACAGAUUUGGAUCCUUUGACAAGAGUAGAGAAAAUGGCAGAAAUGCCAGUGAAAGCUACACAUGCUGAGAUAACAAAGACAAGUCCACAUCAAAGUGUGGAAGUUCAAUGCAGUACUGCUUACAGAAAGAGUCCUACCAACAUCUUGCAGAAGCCAGAAUAUAAAGAAAGAGUGCAAGAGGCAGCAACACUUGAGAAUAAUGAGGACAGGGGGAUUACCAAAAUAGAUGAAAAACGUAAAGAAAAUACUAAAGACAACAACCUGGUACCAGUGAGAAAAAAAUCUGUUUCAUCCGAUGAAGAGCAACCUUUCUAUGCGAAGUAUGAGAAGGCUAAAGCUGACCUAAGAGGUCCCAUCAAGAACAUUUCACAGUUCAAUGAAUACACCCAGGAGUUUAAAGAGAAAUAUAGUUGCUAUCGGAGUCUCAACACAUCCCUUGAGAGUGAUAAAGAGGACUUUCAAAAACUGGGGAGAGAUUUGCAGUCAGCAAAAGAUAGGGGUGAUACAAAAUCAUAUGCUACUAUUUCAGAAAAAGUGAAGAAAAUUUUCAGUCAGUGUAGUUCGAGGCAUAAGAGGAUGAAGAAGGUAUUCACUGUGCUCCAUGAAGAAUUGGAAAACCUGAAGAAAAUAUUAAAUGAGUUUGUGGAGAGGUACUAGCAACAACAUUAAGUGCUCUGUAUCUUCCCAGGAUGAGGUACCAAAUAAAACAUAUUUUGUAUUAUAGCAUGUACAAAUAUUAUGGCUUCCACAUGUUCACUUUGUAGCGUUCCAGCCUUAAUCUCAUUAGCUUUGACAAUGGGAUUGCAGAUGUUCAAUCAUAGUGGUUCCAUUUGCUACAUUAUUUAAUCUUUCUUUUCUUCUUUAUACGCAAAGGUUUUUGCUUUGUAAAAAAAUUGUUACCACACUAGCCAACGGGUUGGUGUAUUUUUGCUUUUAUCAUUGAAGAAUCUGUGAAGAAAGGUAAAAGGAAAAUGGGAUUUGUAUUUCAAAUUUCCAAAUGAAUGGUUUGGUCUGACAUUGCGACCAUAUUAUUCUUUGUACUACAGUUAAACUUCAACCUGUGUUGACUAUCUUCAAAUUCAUUGUAAUCUAGGUGUGUGGAGUAAUACGACUCUUACUACCAUUUUUAUUCCUUUCAA
Molecule: messenger RNA, 4626 nt
Organism: Cryptomeria japonica (Japanese cedar)
Lineage: Eukaryota; Viridiplantae; Streptophyta; Pinopsida; Cupressales; Cupressaceae
Exons: 12
Coding region: 230-4144 (1304 amino acids)
Source: RefSeq, a predicted model, not a curated record